Messenger RNA from Actinia tenebrosa (Australian red waratah sea anemone), 1533 nucleotides. RefSeq lists its product as uncharacterized. The record is from RefSeq and is a predicted model, not a curated record. NCBI's taxonomy places the organism in Eukaryota, Metazoa, Cnidaria, Anthozoa, Actiniaria, Actiniidae.
CUUGUCAUUAUCGACAAAGUUUUGUGUUGAGUUUUGUAUUCGAACAGAACACAAUAGGCACAAUAUACAUCUUUAGUAUACCAAAUUACGUAGUAUAUCGAGACUCAGGGGACUUUCUCAUGGUUCACAAGUAAAACGUUUCCACGGAUCGCUUAGAUUUUUAGAAAACAAAGUUUUAUUUCUAUAUUAUUGGAAGGUAUUCACUAAAGUGGGGCGUGCCUGCUUGGUCGUUGACUUCUAGUCGACAUAUAAAUUUAUCAAGAUGUCGUCGGCUGAUUGCUGUUUUAGUAUGUGCCAGUCACCCAUACAAGCCAUUAUUCGUCCUGCUAUGUGGUGUCCUGGAAUAAAGAAGCUCCACAGUUCGAAUGAAACAUGGAUUAUCCCAAAUUUAACAGUAGAAGUUUGUGUAGACAAAUUGAUAGAAGCAGUUAACGACUUGGGAGAAAAGGAAAAAAUGCAUGUAAACAAGGUUAACAGAGAAAAGAGCUUUGUACGGAUUUUUAGCUUUACCCCUAAUGAGUGGUUUGAUGUUGUAGAAAUUCAGUUCCAGCCAGGAAGAGAAGAGGGAACAAUUGCAAAGGCAAGAUCAUUUUCAACAGGGUUUCUUCCCACAUGCUGCCCACUUGCAUUAAUUUUUAAUAUGAUCCUAUUUUUUGUGCCAUUUCAUGACCAAGGUGCCAACAAAGCAAGACUGAACAGAGUUAGAUCUGCCAUGAGAGUAGACAUAAAAUUAGAAAGUGAUACAUCACAACCAGCAUAGGAGAACAUUAUCAAUCCUUCAUAGACGUAGUAGAGAUCUAGUUAUUUAACGAGCAAUAAUCGACAAUUUCUCAGUUAGCACCACAGGCAUUACAGAAUUAAAAUUCAUUUAUAAAGAACUGAUUAAAAUUAAGAAGGCAAGAAAAUACAGACAGAAACUUAUCAGGGAAUCGAGACUGGUGUAGCCAUAGUGCUCUCACCUCUGCAUGAGUAAGCUUUUUUUUGGUAUCUCCGAUCCCUUGAUUCAAGGAAAUUUCCUUCAGGUUUGUUAAACUACUCCUUUUGCAAAACUUAACACGCUAAAUUCAAAUUGGAUCUAUCCAGUUCUCUAUAUUAUCAGCAUAAAUUUCAAUCUUUCCAUUGGGAGGGAGUAAGAUAUAGCUAUAGGGCCUGCAGGCAAAAAUGAUUGGGCCUCAUAGAUGCUAUUGACAUAUUAUAUAUCAUUUGCAUUCAUAUCAAGGGAGGGACACUGGAUUAUCAGUAUGAUUUUUUAAAUUAUAACUGUGUUACCCUCUUGAAAUAAUGUUUAAUUCAUUCAUCACUUUCCAAAUUAUCAACCUAUUUUUCUAAAAGCUUCAUCAUACACACUAGUAACUAGUUUUUGCUAAGUGGCAGAUAGUUUUAAAAGUAGUGUCAUAUAUAUGCUUAUAAUAAGUACUAAUAUGUUUUAUUACUUAAUUAAUACAACCUAGCUAUAACUGUAAUUAUUUACUCCAUACCUUCCAAUUUACAUUUUUUCAACAUUAAUCUCAAAAUAAAAAUGAUAUUACUGCA